Molecule: messenger RNA, 270 nt
Organism: Clunio marinus
Lineage: Eukaryota; Metazoa; Arthropoda; Insecta; Diptera; Chironomidae
Source: the annotation of a GenBank genome assembly
AUGCUUACACUAUCAAUAGAAGCAACUUCAAACAUCUAUAAGAAGUCUCGUGAAUCGAAAGCAAUUCGGAUAAAAGUUCUUCCUACUCCAACACAAUUUAAAUUAAAAAUUUACUGCACAGCAAGGCAAAGCGCGUUAUUUAUGACUCUCAUGACUCAUUUUUUACUUCAUAAAACAACUCUCGAUGAAGGAGAAAAAUUAAACAAAUCUUUCUUACGUCUUGAAGGUGGAGAUUACGACUGUGCGAGAAAGCAAUGGAAUGAAACAUAA